AUCAUGCGGCGCCCGGGGGGGCGGGUGGCGGGGCGCUGCGGCGGAGGGCGGCGUGGAGCCCGGCCCGGGGCCCGGGGGCGCCCGCGCGUGUGAGGGGGUCCCGCGUGCCGCGCGGCGCCCACCCCGCGGCCGCACGUGGGCGGGAGCGGCGGCCCGCGAGGAGCCGGAGCCGGAGGAAGAGGAGGGGACGCGCGGCGGCGCAGCGGGGACCCCGGGCCGCCCGCGCGAAGCCCCGCCCCGGCCACCGAGCCCCGCGCGCGCGGGCGGGAUGCCCCGCGGCCGCCGCACUUCGGCCCGAGCGCUGCCCUGAGCGGGGCCGGCGGAGCGGCCGCCGCGGGCGCCAUGGAGCAGUGGCGACAGUGCGGCCGCUGGCUCAUCGACUGCAAGGUCCUGCCGCCCAACCACCGGGUCGUGUGGCCCUCGGCCGUGGUGUUCGACCUGGCGCAGGCGCUGCGCGACGGCGUCCUGCUCUGCCAGCUGCUGCACAACCUCUCCCCCGGCUCCAUCGACCUCAAGGACAUCAACUUCCGGCCGCAGAUGUCCCAGUUCCUGUGCUUAAAGAACAUCCGCACGUUCCUGAAAGUCUGCCACGACAAAUUUGGGCUGCGAAACAGCGAGCUGUUUGACCCCUUUGACCUCUUUGACGUCCGGGACUUCGGGAAGGUCAUCUCUGCCGUGUCCAGACUCUCCCUGCACCAUGUGGCUCAGAACAAAGGAAUCAGGCCCUUCCCCUCGGAGGAGACGGCGGAGAACGACGACGACGUGUACCGCAGCCUGGAGGAGCUGGCGGACGAGCAUGACCUCGGGGAGGACAUCUACGACUGCGUCCCGUGCGAGGACGAGGGGGACGACAUCUACGAGGACAUUAUCAAGGUGGAGGUGCGGCAGCCCAUGAAAAUGGGCAUGUCUGAGGAUGACAAGAGGAACUGCUGCUUGCUGGAGAUUCAGGAGACCGAGGCCAAGUACUACCGGACCCUGGAGGACAUCGAGAAGAACUACAUGACGCCCCUGAGGCAGGUGCUGAGCCCGGCAGACAUGACAGCCAUCUUCAUCAACCUGGAGGACCUGAUCAAGGUACAUCACAGCUUCCUGCGGGCCAUUGACGUGUCCAUGAUGGCGGGCGGCAGCACUCUGGCCAAGGUCUUCCUCGAUUUCAAGGAAAGGCUGCUGAUCUACGGGGACUACUGCAGCCACAUGGAGCGCGCCCAGAGCACGCUGAACCAGCUCCUCUCCGGCCGGGAGGAUGUCAGGCAGAAGGUCGAGGAAUGCACGCUGAAGGUCCAGGACGGGAAGUUUAAGCUUCAAGACCUGCUGGUGGUCCCCAUGCAGAGGGUCCUCAAAUACCACCUCCUCCUGAAGGAACUUCUGAGCCAUUCCACCGAUCGGCCCGAGAGGCAGCAGCUCAAAGAAGCGCUGGAAGCCAUGCAGGACUUAGCGAUGUACAUAAACGAAGUUAAACGGGACAAGGAGACCCUGAAGAAAAUCAGCGAGUUCCAGAGUUCUAUAGAAAACCUGCAAGUGAAGCUGGAGGAGUACGGGAGGCCGAAGAUCGACGGGGAGCUGAAGGUCCGGUCCAUUGUGAACCACACCAAGCAAGACAGGUACUUGUUCCUGUUCGACAAGGUGGUCAUCGUCUGCAAGAGGAGAGGCUACAGCUACGAGCUGAAGGAGGUCAUCGAGCUGCUCUUCCACAAGAUGACCGAUGACCCCAUGAACAACAAGGACGUCAAGAAGUCUCAUGGGAAAAUGUGGUCCUACGGCUUCUAUCUCAUUCACCUGCAAGGGAAGCAGGGCUUCCAGUUCUUCUGCAAGACGGAGGACAUGAAGCGGAAGUGGAUGGAGCAGUUCGAGAUGGCCAUGUCCAACAUCAAGCCAGACAAAGCCAAUGCCAACCACCACAGCUUCCAGAUGUACACUUUUGACAAGACCACCAACUGCAAAGCCUGUAGAAUGUUCCUCAGGGGCACCUUUUACCAGGGCUACCUGUGCACCAGGUGUGGGGUCGGGGCACACAAGGAGUGUCUAGAAGUGACGCCUCCCUGUAAGAUCAGUUCCCCUGCAGACCUGGACGCCUCCGGAGCAGGACCUGGUCCCAAGAUGGUGACUGUGCAGAAUUACCACGGCAGCCCGGCUCCCCCGGGGAAGCCAGUGCUGACCUUCCAGACGGGCGACGUGAUCGAGCUGCUGAGAGGCGACCCCGAGUCUCAGUGGUGGGAGGGUCGGCUGGUGCAAACCAGGAAGUCAGGCUACUUUCCUAGCUCAUCCGUGAAGCCCUGCCCCGUGGACGGAAGGCCACCCGUCAGCCGGCCGCCAUCCCGCGACAUCGACUAUACCGCCUACCCCUGGUUUGCGGGCAACAUGGAGAGGCAGCAGACGGACAACCUGCUCAAAUCGCACGCCAGCGGGACCUACCUGAUCAGAGAGCGGCCGGCCGAGGCGGAGCGCUUUGCCAUAAGCAUCAAGUUCCACGACGAGGUGAAGCACAUCAAGGUGGUCGAGAAGGACAGCUGGGUCCACAUCACGGAAGCGAAGAAGUUUGAAAGCCUCUUGGAGCUGGUGGAGUACUAUCAGUGCCACUCGCUCAAGGAGAGCUUCAAGCAGCUGGACACCACGCUCAAGUACCCCUAUAAGUCCAAGGAGCGCGCGGCCUCCAGGGCCUCCAGCCGGUCCCCAGUGUUCACGCCCCGUGUCAUUGGCACGGCCGUGGCCAGGUACAACUUCGCUGCCCGGGACAUGCGGGAGCUCUCGCUGCGGGAAGGCGACAUGGUAAAGAUCUACAGUCGCAUCGGCGGAGAUCAGGGCUGGUGGAAGGGCGAGGCCAACGGACGGAUUGGCUGGUUUCCUUCAACGUACGUAGAGGAGGAGGGCGUCCAGUGACAGCGACGGCAUGGAUAGGACUCGUGGGUUUUCUUGUGAGAGUCCAGUUCUGAAGUCUGUCUCUAGCCCCGUGACGCAGAGGGGACAUGCCCGCCAACCUUCCAGUCUUCAACAGUCCGUAGGGAUGGGGAGGGUGUUCAAAAUCCUAAAUGGGAACCGGCCUGCUGCCCACCUGCCGUCAGUGGCCUGUUCUGGGUACGCUACUUGUACAUAGAGGCGAGUCGGGCCAGCCCUGCCGUGGCUGCCACCGCCAGAGCGCUAAGGAGAGGGAGCACCAGUGGCCUUCUGAGCCAGGCUCUGGAUGACAGCUGAGGCCAGAGCCUAGGUUUGAACAGUAGGUGCCACCCCAGGGAGGCCUGGGACAGCAGAGGAGACCUCCCUCAGCCCUCCUGCUCAGCUGUGAUGCUCAGCCUGCCUCCUUCCUGCUGCUCCCGGGGGGAAGCUUUGGGCCUAGAGAGUCAGAAGGGAGCAGAGCCAAGCCGUUUGCUACAGCCCCUGCCCGGUCCUAGCUCAGCCCCAGCCGUGCUCGGGUUUAGGAGAAGAGAGCAUUGCUAAGGGGUCUGUGCGGGCCCCUUGAUCCCCUCCUGGCAUUCUGCACUCGGGCUGUGCAGAGACUACCCAGGGCAGGUCCCCCUCUCCGGAGGGAGCCUUAGCAAACGACGCAGUUGCCACCCCUGCUCCCAGUCAACGGUACUGUUCUUGGCCCUGAAUCCCAGGAGUGUGUCAGUCCUGUCCUACUGCCAGGUGGAUACACCUUUUGUAAAUCCUGAUACAGGUGAGAAGAAAACGGAGUUUUCCCCUCACUCAGGCCCUGCUGCUCACGUUCCCCUCCAAGGGGAGGCCCCUGAGUGCCCCCCGGCGGGCGGCCCUUCUGGGUCUUCUGUGUCCUGCAAUGUGGUUCCUGAGGGUCUCCCAGCUUUUGCACAGGAUGUUAGUUCCAACCCUUGGCAAGUCUUCCUCCGACAGCCCACGAACUGGGCCUGUGGUCAGCUCGAAAUAAGGGCUCUUGGGCGAGGCCUUCCCCCUGAACUCUCCCUCCUGACUCCUCCUGGCCUCUGAGCUCUGGCUGUUUUGUCCAGACCCUUUACCUCCACCUGGAUGUUGCAUGAGACCUAGGGACGCUGUGUCCUCGCGGGCUCCGUGCCACAGCUGCGGGAGAAACCUGGCUGCACGCGUCCCCUGUCCCUUGGUGGGCUGCCCUGCCCUGUGCGGGGGGAGACCGGGAAAGGCCGGGCAUGGGGAAGGCUAGCCCCCGCUGCGGUGGGAGCUGUUGCCACUCUGCACUCCUGGGCUUUCUUUGAAGUCAGCCGUGUGGCCUCCAGGCUCGGCUCCCAGGCCCCAUGUCGCAGAAUGGGGAGGAGGUGGGGGGCGGUGGGGGGGACAAUUAGCAGCAAGGGCAAGAGAGAAGGCCGCCUACAGGUGAACAGAUCGCGUUUGGGGGCAGAAGGCCAAGGGGAAGGAAGCAAAGAGCCGGCCUCGGAGAGAGCAGGCCCCAGCCCCCAUCAUCAGGGUGCACCCAGCACUUUGCGCACAGCCCUGGGCUUGGCCGGCCCAGCCAGGAGCCUGGGGUCGGGGUGGGGGGAGCCAGCCAGCCCCUUUUGUGUUUACUGUUGUCGAAGAGGUUUUGUUUUUGUUGUUUUGUUUUUGGUUUGACAUGUUUGUUUUUUAAGGGAAGAGAACAGUUUGUAAUUCUCUCAUCCAAAGCUCCGUUGUAUGUCUGUGAAUAACGAGGAAGAUAUUUUAUAAUAGCAAGAAAACGAUGUAUAUUUGAGGUUAUUAUGAAACAAGUCAUCACGACAACGAAGGACACUGAGGAGACAGACGUUGGAACCCUGCGUUUUGUGAAUGUUUGUUCGGUUUUUGUUUGCUUUGCGACCUGGAUCUGGUUGGUUGGGCUUUACUGUGUGAGGGAGGGCUGGGGGCUGGGGGCAGGCUGGGAAGCGGCCGGUUUCAGCAGGACCGGGAGGCCUUCUGGAGGGGCUUUGGACCUGGGGCCCGAGAUGAGCUGUGAACACUUAGGAGCCUGAUGCAUGCGGGUCAGGGAUUGGGGGUCCCGCAGCUGGUGACGACCCCAAACGGGACACACACUGUACAUUUGCCGCUAGGUUUUUCAGACCAGUUUUUAUUGCAAAUAAACUUAACUUCUUUUCUGCA
Molecule: messenger RNA, 5031 nt
Organism: Lutra lutra (Eurasian river otter)
Lineage: Eukaryota; Metazoa; Chordata; Mammalia; Carnivora; Mustelidae
Gene: VAV2
Product: vav guanine nucleotide exchange factor 2
Exons: 28
Coding region: 343-2877 (844 amino acids)
Biological process (GO): cell migration; intracellular signal transduction; regulation of GTPase activity
Cellular component (GO): cytoplasm
Molecular function (GO): protein binding; guanyl-nucleotide exchange factor activity
Source: RefSeq, a predicted model, not a curated record